Didymodactylos carnosus is the source of this 675-nucleotide messenger RNA. NCBI's taxonomy places the organism in Eukaryota, Metazoa, Rotifera, Eurotatoria, Philodinida, Philodinidae. The record is from the annotation of a GenBank genome assembly.
AUGUCUACUUUUCCAAUGCAUUCAUUUACAUCAUGCGUACAAUCAGAAGUUCCUAGCGUGGAUCACCUCACCUCAUUUACCAGUAAUGGUCCCCGUCAUCGAAGCUAUAUUGUGAAUCACGAUACUCAUUCUAACAAAAGUGUUGAUGUUGAAGAUCAAGAACCAAAAAAGCCGUGGAGCCUCUGUUCCCUUACAUUAAAUGAAUGGCUUACCCUUCUCUGUGCAGCUCUACUUCCCGUCGCUAUCGCUGUCUAUGGUGUUAUACAAGCAAAUGAAGACCAAAAAAUAGCUGAAGCUAAUCGUAACACAGAUUUAAAUCUAGCGGAAGACAGGCGUGUGUAUGAUUUGAAUGUUGCUAGUAACAUGCGGCAGCAAACUGUCUAUGAUCAAUAUAUCAGUUUUAUGUUUGAACUUGAGAAAAAUGGCUUUCUCGGACCAGAGAAAAACCCGUGGGCUUACGCUAAUGCUCGGUUUCGUUCAGCGUUUCAAGAACUAGAUUCAUUACGAAGAUCUUGGACACUGGAAUUUCUAAGACAGCAACGACUGAUUGGCGUCGUCGACCAACUUUUUAAUCCUCAACAGAAACGCGCAGAAGAUAAGGACAACACACGAUCUAUUGCUGAGCAUGUUAUAAAACUAAACGGUUUAAAGCUUGAGAACAUUGACCUAAGGUGA